AAGAAAGAGAAGAGAAGAGAGAGAGAUAAAGGGGUGAUGUGAAUGUUCUAUCUCUGAGAGUCCUGCCACGAAAGUCAAGAGAUGCAAUGACCAGAUGACCAUCCACUCCACACGCCAGCAUCCUGUCCUGGAGCUUUGACAGGAAAGGGGAUAAGAAAAGAAAAGAAAAAGAAAACGAAUCCACACACUCUCAUAGGUAAACACUCUUCAAGCACAUCACCGGAUCAUGUCGUCUACGGGGUCAACCAACCACAACAAGCGUCUGGCAUCUGAAACAGACAACUCUCAAAAGGUGCGAGACAAAGAGUCGGCUCAGCACCUGAAGCUGAAGGACAGACAGCGGUUUUUCGAAGAGGUCUACCAGCAUGACUUGGACAAUUACUUACCUUCCGCCCACUUGCAGAUCGACUGCAGGAAACCCCCCAUGGGUAGUAUCUCAUCUAUGGAGGUGAACGUGGACGUUCUGGAGCAGAUGGACUUGAUGGACGUAUCGGAUCAGGAAGCGCUUGACGUGUUUCUCAACUCGGGUUCGGGAGCAGACGAGGGAGCGCUGACGUCUCCUCUGCCAGAGGGUGAGGACGAGGACGAAGAUGAGGAGGAUGAAGAUGCAGAGGUUGUGUACAGGGAGCGUGCACCUUUGAAACGGCAAAAUGAAGUUUACCGAGGCUCACAGUCCCGCAACUCGUCUACGUCGUCUGGUUCCAGUGACACCAGCGCGGGCGGAGCCGACACACCCGUGAUCCAGUCGGAUGACGAGGAGGUUCACGCUGACACUCUGCUGCUGACCUCUGUUCCCCAAACUAGGGAUGAAGAAACAGAAGAGGAAGAUGAGGAGGAGAGAUGCCUUCCAACCAAUCAUAACAAAGACUGACUUUUAUUGCCUAUAGAGCCUGGAACCUCUCUCUCUCUCUCUGUCUAUCUGUCUGUCUUCACAUUCCUUUCAUGCCUCUUUAAAUGGGCUGAAACCCCAGCAUGGUUCACCUGGCUGUGAUAUGCUGUGUCUUUUCAGUGUGUUCAUGGAUAUUUUCUUUACAGUCAACCGUGCAACAGUUUUUAUUUUUCCCACGGUGUUUCUGAAAUUGUUUGUUGAGAUUCUCUACAGAGGUCUCAUGAGACAUAAAUGCAAAUUAUGCAAGUCAUUCCUCUCUCGUGCGCUAACAUGUUCUAACUGACAUGGUACAGUUAUCACCUCAAGAGUUACUCUUUUUACUGCCGGACAGAAACCUCCCUCCUGUCCAGUUUUUGUCUUGAAAGCAAAGGUUCGUUCUUCACAGCCACGGAAAGAACAAAAAAUGGAAGGAAGUCGUUUUCACUGUACAAAGUGAACAAAUUCAAAGCAACUGUAAAGAACUGAAGAUUUCUUACUUUGACUACACUAUACCUCAGUUCUUGAGUAUCUUGGAUUUUCCUCAUCAUCUUUACUGGCCUUUAUAUUACAGUUCACAGCAUAAAAGAGAUACCAGGCCUCCUCAUGAAACCUCCUCAAGGGUGUGGGUCACGUCAAACUGUAGUCUAUUGUUCUGGGAUUUCUUUUGUCUGCAGUUUUUAAAUGCCUUUGUGGCGUACAUUUAAAACACUAAAGCUUCAAACGGACAGCUUUUAGCUUCGAGGCUAAUCUGACAGUUUCAAAAUGCAACGAUGGCACACCUUUUCCUUUCAAAAGAUCAUUAUGUUGCAUAAAUGAGUCCUGGAGAGCAAAUCCCCCCCCAACCCCAAAACCUUUCUUUCAUUUCUUUUUUUUUAUAAAACUAUCGCUGUGUGCAUGCAGAAACUGUUUACAGCAUCAUGAAUUGGAACUGUAUUUGUAAAUGCAUGCCAUUUUGUUCUUGUCAGUGACUAUGUAAUGUUAUUGCAACCAGUGCCGCGAUGCAAACCUGUAACUAAUAUGAACAUGCUCUUCCAUGUGAGUCUAAACUCGAGCGCUGGAUGUUUUCUGGUCACGUGUAGAACGAGACAACUCAGCUGACAGGUUUGUAUCUUUAUGUAACAUGUGCUUUCCGUUUGUGGUGUUGUGCGUGAGGGUGUGGAUGCUCAACACCACAGGUAUUCCCGCAGUCGGUCCAACGUUUUUACUUGGUUAAUCAUGAUGUGUAAUUCUUAGAUCUUCCUAUGAAGACAAAAUAAAUCAAUCAAUAAAGCAGAGGGAUAAGCUGCCGAA
Stegastes partitus (bicolor damselfish) is the source of this 2158-nucleotide messenger RNA. RefSeq names its product dysbindin-like. Gene Ontology annotation, cellular component: cytoplasm. NCBI's taxonomy places the organism in Eukaryota, Metazoa, Chordata, Actinopteri, Pomacentridae. Bases 227 to 871 code for a protein of 214 amino acids. The transcript has 4 exons. The record is from RefSeq and is a predicted model, not a curated record. Gene Ontology annotation, biological process: negative regulation of protein kinase activity.